AGUACACCGUCCUUCACCAUUUCGUGCAGAGCACACACAACCCAGAGCUGCCCAGUGCGAGAACAGCGAUCCUCUCCGCUCGAGUGUAUAUAGAUAUAUCCGUUAGUGUUGUUCCGUUCGUCCCGCGUCCUUCACUAGACAUUGUGGUAACCGAGAGCGCCGCUACGUGGCCUGCAUAACACCUCCGUUCCUUUUCCCUUCUACAGCUUUCAUUGCCCACGCACCAACACGGAGAGUCCGCAAAAAACAAAAAGGGCUGCUGAUACUCUCUGAGCCUUUCGCACCUGCACCUCUUCACGUUCGAUAGAGGAGGAACUCCAAACAUCGCCUUUGUGGUCGAGGCUCUUUCCACUUACUGUUUUUUACGAGAUACACACAUUGAUACACAGCCGGAUCCACCGUAGUCGGCGCACUCAUCUCUAUACACACACACACAGAUAGAUCGAUAGACCGAUACAGAGCGAGAUGUCUGUGGAGCUGGUGGCGCAGUGGGCGAAGCGCGUGAGCGACGCUGAAGAGGAGGCGCGCCGCAUGCAGGAGGACAUCGACGCCGUCAAGCAGCAGCGGAGGACGCUGAAGGCGGACAUCCGCAAGUACGAGGACGUCGUCGCCUCGGAGAAGCACGACCUUCUAGCGUCCCUCGAGAGGGUGGAAGCCCAGGCGAAGGAGCUCGGCGCGCAGUGUGACGCCGCGCUGGCCGAGAAGGACAGGGUCGAGGCGGAGUACGUCGCUGCCCUCGACGAGUACGAGAAGCUACACUUCUUCGUGCGCGACAUCCAAGACGCCGAGGAGCGCCUCCAGAGCCGCGAAGAUCUAGAAGCGAAGCUGCAGCGAGAUAGCCUGGAAUGGGCGGAGGAGGAGCACGCCUUGCGGCGCCAACUGCACCAACUGCAGCAGCAGCAGUCGCAGGCACGACGGACGCAGCAGGCGGAGCUGCAGGAGGCGGAGGCGCAGCUCGCCAGCGUGGAGCGGCGGCAGCGGGAGGCGCGGGCGGCGCGGUGCGGGGAGGUGCAAGAGGCCACUACCCGUACUGCCGCCGCCGUCGUCCGCCGGAGCAGCCGUCCGCCAGCACCCUCGGCGGAGGAGAGCGCGUUUCUGCACGCCAACGCGGGCGGGGCCGUCCCGACACGCGCGGCUCCGCUGCGAUCGUGUUUGAGGACCUCGAUGACGGCCGCAGGGAGUGCCGGCAGCAACAGCGGGGCUUUCCCCGAGAAUGCAACGGCGUCUGCGCCGGUGAGUCGAUGCGCCUCUCAGUCGUUGUUGGCGGAGUCGGGGCCGAGGGAGGGCGAGGGCGGCACGGCGAACGCCGCGGCAGCCACGAUGCCGUCACUGCAGGUGCUGCAGAAGAUGCGUGCACUUUCGUACGCCGGACCUGGCAAGCCCGGCUCCCGCAAGCGUGAGUUCCUCGGUGAGGCGACCAACGAACAGUAA
Messenger RNA from Leptomonas pyrrhocoris, 1431 nucleotides. RefSeq lists its product as hypothetical. Bases 466 to 1431 code for a protein of 321 amino acids. Lineage: Eukaryota; Euglenozoa; Kinetoplastea; Trypanosomatida; Trypanosomatidae. The transcript has a single exon. The record is from RefSeq and is a predicted model, not a curated record.